Messenger RNA from Aureobasidium subglaciale EXF-2481, 936 nucleotides. RefSeq lists its product as uncharacterized. Lineage: Eukaryota; Fungi; Ascomycota; Dothideomycetes; Dothideales; Saccotheciaceae. Gene Ontology annotation, biological process: translational initiation. Gene Ontology annotation, cellular component: cytoplasm. The transcript is spliced from 3 exons. Gene Ontology annotation, molecular function: translation initiation factor activity; RNA binding. The record is from RefSeq and is a predicted model, not a curated record. The coding region runs from base 138 to 584 and encodes 148 amino acids.
GCGUCACAGCAACCGCCCCUCCUUCUUUUCCACGACCACGACAACGAGCACUUCACCGUCAAAUUUUCCCGCUCUCUCCCUCUCAGGCAACGAAGCCGCACUAGACAACUUCCAAACGCCAAAGCGACACAUUCGCCAUGCCCAAGAACAAGGGAAAGGGUGGUAAGAACCGCAGAAGAGGAAAGAACGAGAACGACAACGAGAAGCGUGAGCUCACCUUCAAGGAGGAGGGCCAGGAAUACGCUCAAGUCGUCAAGAUGCUGGGUAAUGGCAGACUGGAGGCACAAUGUUUCGACGGCGAGAAGAGACUGGGACACAUCCGUGGCAAGCUGCGAAAGAAGGUCUGGAUCAACCAGGGCGACAUCAUCCUCCUGUCGCUGCGUGACUACCAGGACGAGAAGGGCGACGUCAUCCUCAAGUACAACGCCGACGAAGCACGAAGCUUGAAGGCCUACGGCGAGCUGCCCGAGUCGGCCAAGAUCAACGAGACCGACACAUACGGCGGUGAGGAAGAGGGCAUCGGCUUCGACUUCGGCGAGGACGAGAGCGAGAGCGGCGGCGAGGUCGACAUUGACGACAUUUAAGCGAACAAAUGGCCGCUGGCGAUGCAUAGACGGAUCGGCCAGGCGGCAUUCACGAUUACAACCAGCGUUGGGCGUCUUUUUCUUUCACGAGCAUCUUCCUUCAAACUGGGUCUGACGCCGCCGGAUUGGCAAAAAUGAAGUUUCUUUUUACUACUCGAUUCUACUACCUGACGAAUGCAACGCAUAGACGACAACAAUAUAUUGAGAAUAGAGUAGCUGGAAAGUGAUGUGUUUUUCGACAUGGACUUGAUGUGAUUGCAUUAUUCCGACGGUGAUUGGGCAGCAUCACCAAGGUGAAGGCAAAAUUGGAGUGCGGAAGCGGCGGGCUCGGCGGGUCGGACGCGUGUGUGAG